Molecule: messenger RNA, 2519 nt
Organism: Exophiala oligosperma
Lineage: Eukaryota; Fungi; Ascomycota; Eurotiomycetes; Chaetothyriales; Herpotrichiellaceae
Exons: 6
Coding region: 1-2232 (743 amino acids)
Biological process (GO): DNA-templated transcription
Molecular function (GO): zinc ion binding; DNA binding
Source: RefSeq, a predicted model, not a curated record
AUGCCAGAGACCUCCGCCAGGGGAGGGAACUACGGUCAAUAUCAGUGUCAAGCUUGUCUGGAUGCCAAUAAAGAAUGCGAUCUCGGAAUACCUACAAAUACAAUGUAUCAAGAACUCCUUCCGCAGUCUCAACCAACACAGUGUGAAAGAGCCAAGGGGAGUGGCACUUCCGCCCGCCAUCAUCAACAUCGUUCCAACUUUCCCCGAUUGUCACAUACACAGCCAUUAGAGCACUCCGAUCACCAUCAGAACAUACAAGACGGCAUCGCUCUCAGUCUAUCCGCAGUGGCAGGCGAAGACCUUUCAUUUUCGCCUCGUUCCAACAAGAGCACCCCGGCCCAGGAAGAAGGGUCGGAGAUGAUCCUCGUACGAUUGACAGAUACCACGCAGCAGGACAAGAAUGAACCUGGCCAGACUACCAAAACGACCACCGACAGAGUCUUAUAUUUUGGAGACGAGUCGAUCUGGUCUGAUAGCCUUCGAAGAGCUCGUAGCAGCAAAUCGAGGUAUCCUGAAAACCGACAGCUUCUGAGCACCACCCGAUUGGUAGUGGACAGUAACAACAUCCAUUAUUCAGUGCCUCCGACGGUCAGGGAUCAGCCGCACGACAUUCCACAGGAUGAUGAUCUCGACGUGCAGCUGGAAGAAAUCAACCUACUCCAGAGGAAAGGGGCCUUUUCAUUGCCACCUCCCGACAUCCAAAGGAAACUCCUCGACGCGUACUUCACCUGGCUUUAUCCUUUACAACCCAUCCUCGAUAAAGAGAGGUUUCUUGACGACUUCGACAGGGGUCAAGCACCCAUCAUUCUCCUCCAGGCAUUACUAUUUGCCGGCACCACCUGCUGUGACGAAAGCAUCAUCGUACAAUUCUGGCCAAGUCGCCGAGCCGCUCAAUCUACCCUUUACAGGCGGGUCAGAGCGCUGUACGACGCGGAUCACGAACAGGAUCGGGUCACGAUUGUGCAGGUUCUCUUCCUCAUGUGUUUCUGGUGGGGGAGUCCCAUGGACAAAAAGGACUUCAGCCACUGGCUGGCGGCAUCUAUACAUCUGGCACAAGUGACUGGCAUGCAUCGGUCAACCAAGAACUCUCAUCUAUCCACCAAAGACAGAAAGCUCUGGAAACGCAUCUGGUGGACUUUAUAUGUACGCGAUCAUUUCGAUGCUGCGUCCGUGGGCCGACCCAUGAUCAUUAAUGACGACGAUUGCGACGUUGAACCGUUAUGCCUGACUGAUUUUGAAUGCGACGAAAACGAAAUACCACCCCUAGGAGCUAUGCAUUGCAUUGAAAUGAUUAAAUUGGCGACUCUAAUCGGCAGAGCGAUUCGAGCCGUCCGAUCGUCCCGUCAAAUUCACAGAGAUCCUCCCAUUAUUGAAUCCAAAGGAGCCAUCGAUGAUGAUCUUUCGGCUUGGGAAAAGCAGUUGCCCGAGGAGCUACGAUACCGCGAAGGAGAAGAGCGUGGCCCACAAGCCAUGCUGUUUGCAGCAAUGCUCAUGCUGGGUCUGCAUUUCUGCCGGAUUAUACUACAUCGAAAAGGCUUCCUGGACUACUCGAAACAAAAGAACGAGACCACCACCACCCACUCAAUGGUCCCGGCGUCUGCCAAUGUCGUGACUCGUAUCGUCGAAGAAUUACUUAGCGAGGGUCUCCUGCCGCGGGCACAAGUACAUUUAAUCGCGGUGAUUUUUGCCUCCUUCACCAUCCAUAUCGUUUCGAUGGAGCAAAGCCAGGGAGCACGGAGGAGGGUCCUUCAACACAAAUCCAAGAUGUGCCUGUUAGGUCUUGCAGAGUUUCGAGACUAUUGGCCGUUUGUGGACUGGAUGUAUCGACUAUUCAGCAGCCUACUACACUGGCUGGAGGUCGGAGACAACAACGGCGGCGCCUCGUCAUUCGAGGGCCACAAUCAGGGACCGUGGACAACCACCACUCAGCUUCGUCCGGAUAACAUGACUCUACAAGGAGCCGCUGAACCGACGAACAACAGCACCACCACUGACGUUACCAACACUCUCGAUGAUAAUAACGACACGGCCAUGUCGUCUCUCCCACCACUCUCUUGCGAGCAAGCUGCAACAAAUUCCGUGCCCGAUGAUGCUCAGCCCGACCAACAUUCCGGAAUGCUCCAGCAAUUCAUGUCCGGCAUGUUGACAUCGGAAAACUUUCUUGACCCGUUCAUGAUGCCACUGCCACUGGAAGAUCUAGAUUGGGAAGAUCUCCCGACAUGGCCAACAUAGCCAACCAACCUGGUGGAGGAAAUCCCACAUCUUCUGGACGAAUUCCAUACGCCGUUACUUACCUAUGGUGGUAGAAAAAGGGUCGUUUCUGUCCCGAAGGAUGGAUUUUGUAUACAUCCCUUGACACCACAGAGUAAACUCUUCCUGUAUCUCAAUACAGAGGUCUUAUUUGCUAGGUAUCAAUGACUUCAAAUGUUGGGGGGAAAAAUAACUUUGUCCAACAAUGGAACUCUAGUCUGGAUGCCUUAUUCUCUAACCCCCUUUCUAAGGUUAUAUUAGCUGAAUUG